CCUCUUGGGAAUUUACAGUUCAUGUUUGUGUCCAUAUUCGUUCCCAAAACAUGACAAAAAGACAAAGCUUUCGUUUAGGGCUUUCAUCAGAAACACAGAAAACCCAGCUUCGUUUUGUAUAUACAGCUUUCUCAUUUCUCCUCUCUGAUCCAAUAAUGAAACCCAAAAACAAUGUUUUCAAACUAGUGUUCCUCCUUGUGUUGUUAGAAACAUCAACUUUUCUCCUCAACAACGUAGAAUCCAAGUGUCUCCAAGGAUGUCCUUUAGCUUUAGCAUCCUACUACGCUCGAAAAACCACUCUCAAUAAUAUAAUUAAACAGUAUCUGAGAUCAGAUCUUGUUUCAUCAUACCAAGUUGUUUCCAGCUACAACAAACAAACGGUACUGAAUGGAAUCUACAUUCAAGCCUUCACUAGAAUCAACAUUCCAUUCCCUUGUGAUUGUAUCAAUAAUGGGGAUUUUCUGGGUCAUGUGUUUGAGUACACAAUAGUAAAAGGAGAUACUUAUGAUUCCAUUGCGACAAAAAAAUAUGCUUCGUUGACCACAGUGGAUUUACUGAGAAGAUUCAAUAAUUAUAGUGAUCCAGAUAAUCUUCCUCUCAAGGGGAAGCUUAAUGUCACUGUGAAUUGUUCUUGUGGGAACAGACAGGUUUCUAAGGACUAUGGAUUGUUCAUUACUUAUCCACUUAAGAUUGGAGAUAGCUUGCAAUCUAUUGUGAACCAGACUGGUCUUGAUGCAACGUUGCUUCAGAGUUACAAUCCUGGUGUGAAUUUCAGCCAGCAGAGUGGUGUGGUUUUUAUUCCAGGAAAAGAUCAAAAUGGAAAUUACGUGUCCCUCGACCCAAGGUAUAUAUCUUCAGGUCUAAAUGGAGUUACUAUUGGUGGAAUAAGCGUUGGAGCAACAUUUGGGUUUCUGUUGUUAGCAGGUUAUGUCUUUGUCAGACAUUCCCAAAGAAAGACAGCGAAAGUGGCUUUGUUUACAGAAAAUUCCAUAGAACUCUCAAAUCAAGACGGGAAACUUUCAGAAUCUGGAAGUGUUGUUUAUGAAACUUCAGGAUCUAGUGGUUCUGCUAGUGCUACUGGUCUUAUAGGUAUCAUGGUUGGAAAAUCAGUGGAGUUCUCAUAUCAAGAAAUAGCCAAAGCUACCAACAACUUCAGCUCCAAUAACAAGAUUGGUCAAGGAGGUUUCGGAGCAGUAUAUUAUGCUGAGCUAAGAGGCCAGAAAACUGCGAUCAAGAAGAUGGAUAUAGAAGCAUCACAAGAGUUUCUUGCUGAGUUGAAGGUUUUAACACAUGUUCAUCAUUUGAAUCUGGUGCGUUUGAUCGGAUACUGUGUGGAGGGAUCGCUUUUCCUUGUUUAUGAAUACAUUAAUAAUGGAAACUUAAGCCAUCAUUUGCGUUCCUCAGAUCCAUUGCCAUGGUCAACAAGGGUGCAAAUUGCUCUUGAUUCAGCAAGAGGUCUUGAAUAUAUUCAUGAACAUACAGUGCCUGUAUAUAUCCAUCGUGACGUCAAGUCUUUGAAUAUAUUAAUCGACAAAAGCUUCCAUGCGAAGGUGGCAGAUUUUGGGUUAAGCAAACUCAUUGAAGUUGGAAAUGCAUCGCUUAACACUCGUCUUGUGGGAACAUUCGGAUAUAUGUCUCCAGAGUAUGCUCAAUAUGGUAUAACAUCUCCAAAAAUAGAUGUAUAUGCUUUUGGGGUUGUACUUUAUGAACUCAUUUCUGCUAAGAAUGCUGUCCUUAAGACUGGUGAUCAAUCUGUUGCUGAAUCCAAGGGCCUUGUAUCUCUGUUUGAGAAAUCUCUUCGAAGGCCUGACGCUGUUGAUGAUCUUCGCAACCUUGUGGAUCCUCGACUUGGAGAAAACUACCCCAUUGAGUCAGUUUUUAAGAUGGCCCAGCUUGCUAGAGCUUGUACACAAGAUGAUCCACAGCUACGUCCUACUAUGAGAUCUAUUGUUGUUGCUCUUAUGACACUUUCAUCUUCUGAUGAUCAGGAUUGUGAUGUCGCCUUUGACCUCCCUGAUAACCAAACCAUCAUAAAUCUACUCUCUGGAAGAUAACACUUUAACUUUGAGGGCCAAGCAAAAAAAGAAGAUAUAUAUAUAUAUAUAUCCCAUUUUGUAAAUCGAGUCAUAAACGAAAUAAUAAUUUGAUAUGUGGAUUAUUGAUUAUUAGGCUUAAUAUAUUUUGCUUUGUUAGUCCUAUUUGAUAUAUAGUGUAUGAGUGAGUCAACUUAUAGAAAUAUCAGUCACUGUAUAUUAUUAGAAUUCUGUUUUAGACUUUAUGUGCAAAAUCUGUAUUAUUUCUGAGGAUUAACUUGUGUUUCUGACUUGAUUUUUGAAAUCAUCAAUGCCACCAAUGCUGCUUAUUUCUUA
Molecule: messenger RNA, 2369 nt
Organism: Prosopis cineraria
Lineage: Eukaryota; Viridiplantae; Streptophyta; Magnoliopsida; Fabales; Fabaceae
Product: lysM domain receptor-like kinase 3
Exons: 11
Coding region: 51-2054 (667 amino acids)
Biological process (GO): protein phosphorylation; innate immune response
Molecular function (GO): ATP binding; transmembrane receptor protein kinase activity
Source: RefSeq, a predicted model, not a curated record